UUGCGUCGUUAGUGAAUAAGGGCUAUAGAUGUCAUUGUCGCAUCAAAAUAAAUGGUUCAUUAGUUAAACUCGCGCGCACCGCCGCUGCGAUCACUGUUGAUACCGACAUCGCCAUGGCCGCUCGCGGGAGCGUGCUUGUAGCACUAAUUUUAAUCGUAACUAUAACCUGCGCGCGCGACUGCAUAGAACUUACCCUACCCGAGUUUAACGACAGUAUUCUGAACAGGACGUUUUUCAAUGUCAAGCGACAAGUUGAUAGUGUGGGGGUACUGGAUCUGUGGGAUCGGUUCCCGAGGGUUGUGGUGCCCACCAAUGGAACAAGCGAAUUCUGCCGCAGGGACAGCCAACUGUACCUAGAGGGCUUGGAGCGCCUGGAAUUAUGGGCUUUGAAAAUGUUCGACGCCACAGCAAAACCUCCUUCUGGGAUUUUGAGUGGGAACGUGAACCAAUAUGGCGACUUCGACGAAUGCCUCGCCAUCGACGGGCCAGUCCGGGGGAAGUACUGCCUUGCCUCGUUGGAAGUCAGUUUGGCGCGACCAGGAUAUUUGCACCUCGACAAGAUGAUACACAGCGGACAUUAUCUCAGGAGCAAUAUUUCUGAUAUGGGUCACCGUGUGCCUCGUUACUCCAGCAUCCUCUGGGGCGUCUGUAUCCCCAGCUCCUGCAGCAGCUUCGACCUUGAGGAGGAGCUGUCCCACCGGCUCUCAGGCCUCGGCAUCUCAGUCAGAGUUCAGAACACUAUGUGCACUGUCAAGGAUUUCAAACGACCUUAUUCAUUUGGGAAGACUCUUUCGAUAACAUUUUUCCUGGCGAUCUUAUUACUGCUAAGUCUGGGGACGAUCCUCGACGACGGUACAGAGGGCGCUACGAACUUCGAAAAACUCCUGAAUGCGUUUUCACUGAGACGCAAUCUGAGGAAGGUGUUCGAAGUGUCGGACGAGACGAGGGUGAAAGGGGUCGACGCGUUUAGAGGGGUCAACGCGUUGGCACUUCUUAUGGCUCAUAAGUCUAUGGCGAUGGCGCAUAACCCCUAUGUCAACAAGACGCAGUUUUCAGCGGUAUUUGGGAUGCCGUGGGCAGUAAUAGGACGCUCGGCCAUAGUCUACACGGAUAGCUUCUUAUACAUUAGCGGCUUCUUGAACGCCAACAACCUGUUGUCUGAAUUGGAGAGGAAAGGGACCAUUGAUAUCAAAAACAGACUUAUUUCAAGAUGGUUCAGAUUAUUCCCCCUGUUCCUGUCGCUAAUGCUAUUCUGCACCUACGUGUUGCCCGAUGUUAACAACGGCCCACAGUGGAACUUAGUCGUGGAAGAGCACAGCCGAAUCUGCGAGAAGAAUAUGUGGAAGAGCUUCCUGUUCAUACACAAUUACUUUGGAUUUGAGGAAAUGUGUUUAACACACACGCACCAAAUCGGCAUGGACAUGCAGUUAUACGUGGCCACGCUGCCGCUCCUGCUGUUGCUAUGGCGACACCGCCGGCUGGGCUGGACGCUCAUCGCCGCCGUCGCCGUCGCCUCCACAGCGCUCCGCUGGCUCGCCAUCUACUGGUACGACAUCAGCAUGUUCGUGUACUUUGGGAUCUCGGUCCAGAAGUUACUAGACGCGGCCCGGUACUCCUACAUCCUGCCCACGCACCGGGCCACUAUCUACCUCAUCGGAGUGUGUAUGGCAUACUGCUUGAGAACAAAGAAGUUCAACUUUAACCUUUCAAAUACGCAAGUCCGUCUGCUCUGGCUGUCCUGCUUCGCGCUGGCCGCGGCGACCAUCGUCAGCCCAUACCGGAUGGGUAUGGAGGGGUACGAGUACGAACAUGCCCCUGCUGCAGUCUUCGCGGCCUUCUCUCCGAUACUUUGGGGGAUCUUCAUGUGUAUCAUGCAUUGGGCGAUCUGUAAUGACUAUGCAGGCAUAGGAACCGCAUUCGUCGAAUGGCGAGUGUUUAAGUUCUUCAAUAAGAUCGCGUACGGCGUCUACUUGACGCAGUUCCCGAUAUUCUUUUACAACGUUGGCAUCCAGAGGCAUUCGGAGCACUACACUCCUUUAUUACUGGUCCACGUGCCUGAGAUGCUGGCGGUACUUGUGGUAUCUAUAAUCGCCACGGUAGCUAUUGAGAUGCCCUUCAACAAAGUUUAUAGGAUAUAUUUCGGAAAACCACAGACAAAUAAAUUAAAGGACAAGUGAAUGAAGACUAUUAGUUUGUAAGGACUGGACUAAAGAAAUGUAUUAUACUUAGCUGUAUCUAGACAUCACCUAGGUUUAAGUUACCUAUGUAAGUUAUGUUAGUAUUUUAUAUCGCAUCGAAAUAAAGUGAAUAAAUAAUAAGUUAUUAAAUAA
This is a messenger RNA of Leguminivora glycinivorella, 2330 nucleotides long. It is a transcript of the gene drd, whose product is annotated as nose resistant to fluoxetine protein 6-like. The transcript has 12 exons. Gene Ontology annotation, molecular function: acyltransferase activity, transferring groups other than amino-acyl groups. NCBI's taxonomy places the organism in Eukaryota, Metazoa, Arthropoda, Insecta, Lepidoptera, Tortricidae. Bases 114 to 2177 code for a protein of 687 amino acids. The record is from RefSeq and is a predicted model, not a curated record.